GUGUGGGCGCAAUGACGGUCGGUAAAAUUGAACCAUUCGACGCGAACAAAGAUAAGUGGUCGUCAUACGUGGACCGCCUUGAACAAUAUUUUAUUGUUAAUGAUAUCGAGGAAGCAAAGAAAGUUGCUACACUAAUUACGUUUAUUGGCGGCCCUACAUAUGAACUGCUAGUGACUCUUUGUUCACCAAAGAAACCACACGAAGUGAAAUAUGAUGACAUCAAUAAAAUUAUGCUACAACAUCUGCAGCCAACGCCUAGCAUAUUAGCUGAGAGGUACAAGUUUCGGCAAAGAACGCAAACUAAAAGUGAGUCUAUAUCGGACUACGUGGCAGCUUUGAAGGAGUUGGCUAGAACGUGUGACUUCAAGACGGGAUUAGACGACAAUUUAAGGGAUCAGCUUGUCUGUGGCUUGUUUAGUGAGAUGAUCAGACAGAGACUUUUUGCGGAAGAUGAAGUUAGUUUCUCAAAAGCUUAUAAACUAGCCACCGCCUUAGAAGCGGCGGAGACGAACGCGGCGGCAGUGGUGAACGGCAAGCGACCGAACGACGACGGUGCCGUGGCAUGUCAUGCUGUCACGAGUGAAACUCGCCGCAGCGAGGGACGAGCGGGACGACGCGCGACAGCGGCAAGCAGCGAGCGAACGCGCGGUCGCUACAGCGAGGGCGCAGCCGGCGGGAGCGGCGCGCCGGGCGCAGCGGCUGGAGCGUCGGGCACGGGCCGGGGGCGCGCGGGCCAGGCUGGCGGGCGCGGCGCCGGGAGCGGCUGGACUCGCUCGACUUGUCGGGCUUGCGGCGGACAACAUGAUGCAGCCGGAUGCAAAUUUCGCGUAUACGUGUGUCGUGUAUGUAAUCGGGAAGGCCACCUUAAAAGAAUGUGCCCUAAACUUGGCGCGGGCGGCGCGAGUUACACAGACGGCAAUUACGUAAAAGAAGUAGCUGAUUCGGAUACCGACGAUAGCGUCGAGGUAAUUACUUCAAUUUAUAACAUAAGUCCCUCAAAAGACUACAAACCAUAUAUCUUAACAUUACUUGUUAAUAAUAAACAGUUGGAAAUGGAGGUAGACACCGGUAGUCGCAUAUCGUGUAUUAGUCUUGAUUGCUAUCGCGAAAUGUUUAUUGACUGUGAUUUAAUAGAUUCCAAUCUGUCUUUGAGAUAUUACACCGGACCGCCUGUAACUAUUGUAGGCAAAAUAAGGCCUGUUGUUAAAUAUAAGGAUCAGGUACGGGAAUUUACUUUGUAUGUCGUGAAGGGCGGGCGGACGUCUUUAAUCGGGCGCGAAUGGUUAGAAGAGCUCGGUAUUGUGGACCGCGACAGUUUCCCGUGUAAUAGUAUUGUUACGGGAGGGAAAUUUGAUUUGCACACGUUCAGUUCCAGAUACGCGCAGGUUUUUGAAGACGGGCUGGGGUGCUACACGGGUGAGCCGGUGGGCUUUCGGCUGCGAGACGGCGCGACGCCCGUGUUCUUGCGCGCACGCCCUCUAGCAUUUGCCUUGCGCGAACCGGUCGACCGCGCGCUGGACCAGCUGGUGAGUGACGGCAUCGUAACCCCGGUCGAGUGUUCGGAUUGGGCCACACCUAUUGUACCAGUAGUCAAAUCGGACGGCUCGAUUCGUAUCUGUGCUGAUUAUAAACUUACGCUCAACAAAUGGCUAGAAAUAGAUAGGUAUCCUCUGCCUAGGAUAGACGAUCUGUUGGUAAAAUUAAAUGGCGGGGACAAAUUUUCUAAAAUCGAUCUAAGUCAGGCUUAUGCGCAAUUUCCGUUGGAUGAUACCAAGAAAUUUACCACAAUUAAUACCCAUAAAGGCCUAUUUCAGUAUAAUCGCCUCGUCUACGGGCUCGCGUCGAGCCCUGGCAUCUUCCAACGUAAACUUGAGCAAAUGUUUGCUGACUUACCCUCGGUCGGAGUCUAUCUAGAUGAUGUGAUCAUAACGGCGAAAAAUGACGAUGAACAUUUAAAAAUACUUUGUCAGGUUUUUGACAGAUUACUAAAGUACGGUCUGAAAAUAAAGAAAGAGAAGUGUACUUUUUUCGCAGAGUCGGUCACCUAUUUAGGGUUUGUUAUUUCAAGAGAUGGAGUAUCAGCAAGCUCAAGUAAAGUAGAAGUCAUCAAUAAAAUGUGUAGUCCACAGAAUGUUUCAGAGUUGCGAUCAUUUCUUGGAAUGAUAAUGUACUACGCAAAAUUUGUUAAAAACUUGAGCACAAUAUUAUCUCCGAUGUAUGAAUUACUCAAAAAAGAUGUCAAGUUUGUUUGGAGUAAAGAGUGUCAGGCCGCAUUUGAGAAAAUAAAAAAGAUGUUGCAGUCGAGUGAGGUGCUGGCGCACUACUCGAGCGAGCUGCCGCUGGUGCUGACGACGGACGCGAGCAGCACGGGCGUGGCCGCCGUGAUCGCGCACCGCCUGCCCGCCGGCGAGCGGCCUGUCGCCUAUGCGAGUCGAGUGUUAAGUUCAGCGGAGAAACACUACUCGCAGAUCGAGAAAGAGGCACUUGCGAUUAUAUAUGGUGUUCAAAAAUUUCACCAGUAUUUAUAUGGAAGGAAAUUUCUCUUGAAGACGGAUCACAAACCCCUGGUAACCAUUUUUGGAGACAAAGCCGGAAUACCUGCUAUGGCUGCGAGUCGACUACAGAGAUGGGCGGUGAUCAUGUCUGGGUAUAAUUUUGAUAUAGAGUAUGUUCGGAGUGAGGAAAAUGGAGCGGAUGCCUUGUCGCGAUUAAUAACCGGACCCGAUAGAACAGUACGAUCGGAGGUGACUUAUCUUAAUUACGUGCAAAACUUUUUACCUAUAACAAGCACGGAUAUUAAAAAAGCAACGGACAAAGACUCCAUUCUGGUAAAAGUUAAAAUGUAUAUUGCUUCGGGAUGGCCGACUUAUUGCGAUGAUGAGAAUCUUAAACCAUAUUACAUCCGCAGAAACGAGCUGUAUAUGGAGGCCGGGUGUAUACUAUGGGGGUACAGGGUGAUAGUACCUACUGUUUUUCAAAAUAACAUUCUACAAGAGCUACAUGUUGGCCAUGUCGGCAUGGUAAAAAUGAAGAGCACGGCCCGCAGCUACGUGUGGUGGCCCGGCAUCGACGCGGACGUGGAGCGCGUGUGCCGCGAGUGCGCCGCGUGCGUGGCUGAGAGCAGCGCGCCGCCGAGGGCGCCACCCAAGCCGUGGCCGUAUAUUACAGAACCAUGGACGCAUUCUACAUGUUGA
This is a messenger RNA of Cydia splendana, 3194 nucleotides long. RefSeq lists its product as uncharacterized. Gene Ontology annotation, molecular function: zinc ion binding; nucleic acid binding. The coding region runs from base 12 to 3194 and encodes 1060 amino acids. The record is from RefSeq and is a predicted model, not a curated record. The transcript has a single exon. Lineage: Eukaryota; Metazoa; Arthropoda; Insecta; Lepidoptera; Tortricidae.